Molecule: messenger RNA, 496 nt
Organism: Puntigrus tetrazona (Sumatra barb)
Lineage: Eukaryota; Metazoa; Chordata; Actinopteri; Cypriniformes; Cyprinidae
Product: nuclear transport factor 2-like
Exons: 4
Coding region: 167-475 (102 amino acids)
Biological process (GO): protein import into nucleus
Cellular component (GO): nuclear pore central transport channel
Source: RefSeq, a predicted model, not a curated record
UCUGCUGGUAACCUUUUCUUCGCUGCUUCUUGUUCCGGCCAAUAAGGCGCGAAGUUACUCAGCUCAGGUAGCGUUGCGAUUACAUCGAGGUGGUCGUUUAUUCGGCUACACGUGGAAAUUUUCUCUUGUCGAACUCGCACGGGAUCUUUUCGUACAGCGAGGAACAAUGGCAGAAAAACCGAUGUGGGAGCAAAUCGGCAGCGGGUUCGUGCAACACUAUUAUCAGCAGUUUGAUACAGACCGCGUGAAGCUCGCCGACCUGUAUACUGAUGCUUCCUGUUUGACGUGGGAAGGAGAGGGAUUUCAAGGGAAGAACGCAAUCAUGACCAAAUUAAGUAGCCUUCCUUUUCAGACCAUUCAGCACAUCAUCACCGCUCAGGACCAUCACCCCACUCCAGACAGCUGUGUCAUGAGCAUGGUCAUGGGCCAGCUUAAAGUAAGACUGCAUUUACUAAAAACAGUUCUGUUUCGUUAGACAGCUGUCAAAACGUAGGUU